UUUUUGUUUUCAAGCAAAGCGGUCGGUGUAGUCGGAAUUUUUUUUGAAAUUUGUCUUGUGCGCGCAUAACCAAAAUUGAAAGAAAACGGGGAUGAAAAAACUUUAAAAGCCUGCCAUCAGAGAAUUAAAACAACACAAGAAAAUUUAGAGCACAAAAUUUUAGGUGAAAACUAAACACAAAAGCCAAAACGACUUGCACCUGUUUUUGGUAUUAUCCCUAUCUCUUAUUUGCCACUUGUCUUCUGCGUGCGUGUUUGUGUGUGUGACUUGUGUGUGUGUAUCCUGUUUGUCCUGCGAGGGUGUGUCAAAUUCCAGCACAAGGAAAAACAUCAUCAAAAUGUCUGUCUCAUCGAAUGCCUCCUCCCGCAAUGGCAGUGUGGAUGAUAGCACAACAACAAAUACAACAAACACCACUGAUAGCUCCGAAUUGACGCACAUUCUUAAUCGCCGGCAGGAGAUAAUGGACUCACAGGAAGCUGGCAUUGAAUUGCCCAAAACAUUUAGAGUGGUCAAUGUCUAUACGGAAUUCCAUGAGUUUUCCCGUAAACAAAUCAAGGACUACCAAAAGACCUUCAAUACCUAUGACACUGCACGUGAUGGUUUCUUGGAUUUAAAUGAGCUCAAGUUCAUGAUGGAGAAACUGGGAGCACCACAGACCCAUUUGGGCUUAAAGAAAAUGAUUGCCGAGGUGGAUGAGGAUAAUGAUGGCAAAAUCUCAUUCCGUGAAUUUCUAUUGAUCUUUCGCAAGGCUCAGGCCGGGGAAUUGGAUAAUGAUUCUGGGCUAAAUCAAUUGGCACGUCUCACCGAAAUCGAUGUGGAACAGGUGGGCGUAAGUGGUGCCAAAAACUUCUUUGAGGCCAAAAUCGAACAACAGAUGCGCACGAAUAAAUUCCAUGAUGAGAUCAGGCAAGAGCAGGAGGACCGUCGUCGCGAGGAGGAGGAGAGGGCUCAGCGUCGUCAACAGUUCCAGCAGCGUGCGGCCAUUUUUCAAUAGAUAGAUAGAUAGAUCGACAUUUAUCUGUCCAUAAGGAUGCAAGGCAAUGCUGAAUCCAAUUAUACCUAAAGUAGUUUAGAAAUAAAAUACAUUUUUCUGGGCGUAGGUUAAAAUAAAUACAUACAUGUAUGUGGCAUGAUGAACCACGGGUUAAAGCAUUUUUACAAGCACAUCACCGAACUAAAUAUUCAUAUAAUACCUAUAUUAAUUACUGAUCUAUCCAUACACACAUACAUACAUAUAUAUAAUUCAUAUACCAUGCAAUACAAUAUACACGAUAUGAGAUGAUGAUACGCUGCAUCACGUUUAUACCAAAAGCCUAAAUUCUAGUUAAAUAAUAAUAAGUUUUGCAAAUUGUUUCUAGUUUUAAGUUUUAUGCGUUUUUAUUUUAUCACACUUUUUUUCUAUUUUUAUUUGUUAAAAAGCUGGAUUUUUAUUUUAUUAUUUCCAUUUUUACACGUUUCUUUUGAGUGUUUUCUUUUUUAAAUGUAGUGUGCCAUUUUUUUAAGUUUUCCGUUUAUCAAUUUGCUUUAUUUCCUUUAUUUUUUCUUGUGUAAAUGUUAUGUUAAUAAUUUAGAUAAAUCAAAAUUAAGUCCAUUUUUAUGUAUAUAUUCGAAUUCCGAAAAGAAAAAACUCUAUGUGUCGAUCGUUGGGAAUCAUAAUAAAUUUUGUUCUAUUUAA
Molecule: messenger RNA, 1675 nt
Organism: Drosophila willistoni
Lineage: Eukaryota; Metazoa; Arthropoda; Insecta; Diptera; Drosophilidae
Gene: Swip-1
Product: EF-hand domain-containing protein D2 homolog
Exons: 2
Coding region: 338-994 (218 amino acids)
Molecular function (GO): calcium ion binding
Source: RefSeq, a predicted model, not a curated record